Rotaria sordida is the source of this 264-nucleotide messenger RNA. The record is from the annotation of a GenBank genome assembly. NCBI's taxonomy places the organism in Eukaryota, Metazoa, Rotifera, Eurotatoria, Philodinida, Philodinidae.
AUGGAUUUCAUUGGGUGGUUGUCAUCAACGAGUGAUGGAACUCGUCUAUUAAAUAGUCAUUUAAUAAUAAAUUAUCAACGUGAUAUUAUUGGUCGAUAUUCUAAAAUACAUUUAUUUUAUGUUCAACCUGCUUAUCUAGUUGUUCGAGAGUCAGAUUUUACACAACCUGGUUCAUCUAUUACUAAUCCAAUUGAAACACCAGCUGAAAGAAUUGCUCUUGAAAUUUGUUAUGAUCUUCGUUUUGCUGGAUUUGGUCGAUUAUAA